AUGGUACAACUCCAUAUUCGUGGCGUGGAUGUUGAUUUUCCUUUCCCACCAUACGAUUGUCAAGUUUCUUACAUGGAAAAGGUUAUUCAAUGUUUACAAGAGGUACUACCCUAAGUUUACUUCGACGUUCGUUGUCAUUGAAAGUAUUUUAGGAACAGAUGUUUUGAAUUUUUGCGAUGAUUAUUCGUAAAAUAUAUUUAUAUGAUAUUUACUACGAUCUCCGCAAGCCUGAAUUCGCACUGUUUGUAUUUCGUACUGAUAAAUGGUUGUGUAAGAAAGUAACAUUAACUCAGAAAACAAUAUAAAAGUCUAUUGACAACUAAGAAAUUUACUUCGCGAAAAGAUAUGUUAAAUUUUACGGAAAAUUUAUGCAGACACAGGGAACAUUAAGUUUGUUGAACUAUGUGGUCGAAUUUAAUCGUGCAGUACGAAUCUUUUUCAAAAUAUCAUUUGCAUGAAUUUUUUCUCUUCUUGAUGACAUGGAUAGUUUUUAUGAUUAAUGUGGGAAACACUUUUUAGGGAAAAAAUGGCAUUCUCGAGAGUCCAACUGGAACAGGAAAAACCCUUUGUUUGCUGUGUGCAACACUGGCUUGGAGAGAAAGUUAUGUGGCAAAACUGCAGCUUAGACAGAGGCUUACAUCUGAUCAAGGUGGUUCCAGUUAUGUGCAAGCAUUAGGUGAAGAACUACAGCAUGCUACUAAUGGAGGCUCUUGGGAAGCAACAGAUGGUGAUAAAGGUGUGAGAUUUAAGCUUUAAUUAACCUUUUGACCCCUAAGAGUGACUAACAUCUAAUUUCUUCCUAUGAUACUACCCCAGAAUCACACUCUAAUCACUUUUCAAAGAGGCUCUUGAACAUUACUUAAAUUUUCCUUGCCAGUACCACAGGAAAUGUAUAGAGAACAGUAUGGAGAAUAUGCUCACUGAUGUUAGGGUGAAAAGAGUUAGUGCAAGGGUCUUGAAACAGUUGAGGUUUUUGCAUACUCAAAAACCUAAGGUUUGAGUUCUAGUGGAAUUCUACUCAAACUUUUGUAAAAAUUAUUUCAAACAAGGAUCUAAUUUGUUUAAGAAAAUGAUUUAUCAGAACAAAGGAAAACAGAUAUUAAAGUAGUUUGAAUUUGGUUUGACCUGAUUUCAUUUUAAACUGAAUCACAUGCAAUAAUCUCAGUCCCUGAAAUGGAAAGGAGACACUUUAUUGCAGGAGUUGUAUUGCAGUGUCAUAGAAUUUCUCUGCAAAUCUUAUAUUGAGUUUCACAAUAAUUUACUAUUAAGCAAAACAAACAGUACUUAAACUGAUUGAUAUUCUCCCCUCAAAUUUUAGGUUCUUUUCUUGAGGCUCCAAGAAUUUUGUAUUCUUCAAGAACACAUUCCCAGCUGUCUCAGGCUGUGCAGGAACUUAAAAAUACAAUCUAUAGGUAGGGACUUAGGUCACUAUACUUUUAUCCAAGGGAAUUAAAAAUUUUUUUUUGCUGUAAAGCUUUUCAAAACAGCUUUGUUUUUCUUUAAGAGAUAUAAGAAAUAUAGGAGAAAUUUUGCCUUGAGAAGGAAGCAACUUGUUUCAUCAAAAAACUGUCCUAGAAAGGGUUUGUUUUGUAAGGGAUUUAAUUUUCUUGUUAUGUUGUUCAUUGCUUGUCUUGUAGCAAACUUAGCUUAAUAAUCAGUUUCUUACUCUUUUUCAGACCUAAAGUUAGUAUCAUUGGAUCUCGUGAACAGCUUUGUGUUAAUAAUGACGUCCUGAAACAGGAAACUAACUCGGCAAAGGUCAGAAAAGAGACUGCAGAUUACAGUUUAGAUAAACAGAGAUGAGUGGUCAAAAGGAAAGGAAAAAAAUUUGAUCCAAGUAGUUUGUUUUUUGAUGGUCCUCUUUUUGACACAGCAGAUGUUGUUGAUAGCUUCUCUUAGUGUUAUAAGAUAUAUACCAGAACAACAUAAACAUAACGUUUACUCUGAAGACCAGUGUUUCUAGAGAACAACAUCUAAUAGUAUCAAAACUGGGCUCCAAUCCUCUAACACUUACUUUGUUAUAGAAGUAUUUUUAGGAGGUUUAUUGAGAGGAAGUUGGUUGUGAAAUGAAAAAUGAAAGAAACUGUUCUCUGCUUCAACAGUAAAAGAAAGCAAUCUCAAACUAGUUUUAAUCAUUUCAUUUAGACUGAGGCAAAAAAUUCAAGAUUGUUGAAAUGAAAUAGUUGUAAUGUUUCCGAAUGUUGUGUGGUAAAAUGGGAAAUCAUAGUAAAUAGAAACUAACACAACAUGGUUUUACUGUGUGCAUUAAAUUUUGAUCAUGGAUACUUUGACACUGAUAACAGGUACAUAUGUGCAGAGCUAAAGUUCAGGCAAGGACAUGUCAUUUUUUCAACAAUUUGGAUGGUAACAGAACUGGUUAUUUAUUUUUUGCUAGCAAUUGAAUUUCUUGUGAAACAGCUUUAGAUUUCAAACUAGCAGCACCUCAUUACACUUCAAAUACCACAUAAAAGGAAUUAGGCUAAGAAAAAAAUUUUCGACCUGGUCUGUUGCAGAAUCUCUUGUAGAUGUUAAAUUUAAUUUUUGUGGAAAACAUCGUCAAGCUAAUUUAAACUAAUGAUCCAUAUGUAUGUCCACUAAUAGAUUUUUUUAUGUGAGUGCCAGUCAAAAUACCUGUAGAAUGUAGAAUAUCAUACAAAUAUUUUCAUAUUAUACAAUUUAUCAUUAUUAUCACCUCAUUAAUUUAUCUUUCAAUAAGCAAACAAGGCUAAUAAAGAUUUCACACAAAGCAUCCUGGACAUUGAAGAUUUGGUGGAACUUGGACAAAGACACAGGUGACAAAUAUAAAUUGUCAUAGAAAACAAGGUUACUUAGGAUAAUUUAUUCCCACAAUAGAAUGUAACUGCAAGCAAACCAAAGCAUUUUGGACAAUUAAUGUUUGUGUUGGAAACAUGUGUAGAUCUGCACAACAACAGCAACAACAAAUCCUAUCACAUACGCACACCUUAACCCCUUACCACUACCAACAACCUACUGGUUACAGUUUCAACUUUUCUUAUGGCUAAAAUUGCAAAUUAAACUAAUAAAACAAUAUAGAAAACAUUUAUUUCACUUAAUUGACAUAAAAGCAAUUGUUGUUUACUUCAGGGUAUGCCCAUAUUACAUGGCCAGGGAAUUGAAGACCACUGCAGAUAUUAUAUUUAUGCCUUACAACUAUCUCUUGGAUCUCAAAGUAUGUUUAAAAAUAUUUUAUUGUGCUGAUAGCUUUACAGUAGAGGAGAAUGUCUUACCUGAUACACUUUCAACUGGUUUACUUUCCAGUCAAGAAAAGCAAAUAAUGUGGAUAUUUCUGGCAGCAUAAUACUUUUUGAUGAAGCACAUAAUUUGGUAAGAAACUCAGCAGAGAGCUGAAAAAUAAAUUUACUUUAUUUUGCUUUCACAUUUCAAGGGAGUACUCUAGCUGUGGGCAAGGGAAUUAACAAGUUGGUUAUCAAUAAGAUGUUCAUGAAGAUAAUGUAUGGCCAUAGAGAACUCAAAAAAUUGGAACAGGUAAUUUAGUGUUAACAACUGAGUUGAAAAUGUAAAUUGGCCACCAUAAAGUGUGUAAAGGCUAACAAAGGGCUAGUGCUUAAAACAUCAGCCUUUAGGUUACACUCUUUACAGAGGCCAAUUUACGUUUUCAACUCAGUUAUUAACACUAAAUUACCUGUUAUACUCUCCUGCCUAAGCAGCACCACAGUUUCUUUACAAAGUUACCCCCUUUCUUUAUUAAAAUAUUGUUACUCAAAAAAAAAGACCUUUAGCUUUAACUUAAACAUUGAUAAUCAACUUAGGCAUAGUUUUAACAUGUAGGAGACAUUAAUUCAAUAUGAAUAGAGAAUGAAGGUUCUUUCACAUUGAUCAUUUUAGGAAAAGACUUGUGAGGAAACUGCAUCCUUUGACCUGACAUCUUUUGACAUAGCAUCAUGUAUAGAGGAUGUGGCACAGUGUAUUGAAAUUGUUGAAUGCCGUGAACAUAACGUAUUGGAUGUUACUGAAACAGCAGGUUAUUUUCAAAACUUUGUUCAAAUAAUCCCACAGUGGUUGAUAUUGAAUAAUUUUAUCAUUUGACCCAAAUGGCCUUGCAUGAUUUUAUUUAAAAACCUUACUAGAAAUCCCUGUUUGAGGGCUGCAUGCAAGCUGUAAGAAGGGUUAGGUAAAACCCUUUGCCCAUGUCAUGCUAGAUGUAAAAUAUAAGAAGAAAGAAAAGGUGUAGACUCUGCUGUAGUUAGGCCAGGCCACAUGUGUAACAUUUUGGCUUGAGGACAUAUAUCAUGACCUUGAGCCAAAUAAUUUGCUUUCUGACCUUCCUACUCAGUCAAUAAGUACUGAACUUUACAUACUAUUUAACUUUAUGAUAUCAUCUUGACUUUUGAUCUUGUUUACCAUGUUAAUUUAAGGUGAUGUAGAUAUUAGCAAAGAAGACCUCGCCCAUCUUAAGUGUAAGUGGUUUUUUCAAUAUUUUUGGUUGAUAAUUAGAUAGAUAUUGAUGCGCAAGGUAUUAUUGUGAAUAAAACAAUGAAUCUUUAUUCCUAUUAAAUAUACUUCUUUAUUUUUCUUAAGCUUUGUUUAUUGAACUUGAGAAGUUGAUAGACAUGCAAGAGUUGCCAAAGAAUGGAGAUGGUUUGACAAAACCUGGAAGGUAUGCAUAUUUGUUGAAUGUUUUCUUCUCCUUUUUAUUUUUUGUGGAUCAUUUUGAAAGAGAGUGAGUAAUGUGGGAUGAUGUUAUGUGAUCAUAAAUCUGAGAUCAAACAUUGUAUUUGUCAGCACUACUAUGUGUGAAUCUGAGAAGAGGCUUAUCUGAUUUUUUUCUGCUUGAAUUCCAGCUUUAUGUUUGACCUUCUUGGCAAGCUUAAUAUGAAUUUCUCCACCAAGGACCAAGUUUUAGAAGUCCUUGAUAAAUGUAAUACACUGUUAGUUGGAGGUAAAGGCUUUUUUGAGCACAUUCUGUGGCUUUUCAUAUGAAACCUUAAGAUAUUUAACAAGUGGAUCAUUUUCAGUUCUUGAGCAACUGCACACCUCCCCUCCCCUAACCCAACAUUAACCCAACUUGUUAGUAGUUGACUGUUGUUGGGUUAGAGGAGGGGUGGUGCUCAGUUGCUCAGAUGCUGACAUUGAUCUGAACAAUCUUACAACAAUGGAAAACUAUAUAAAAAUUAAUUAUUAUCUUGAAUUAUGCGAAAUUAUUGAAGUAGUUUUUCCUUACAUAUGACUUUUAUUUCAAUCCAGAUACACAAAAGUUUAGAGGAAAACAUUUUGCUCUGCAAAAAUUUUCUGAUGCUUUGCAGGUAACUGUCUUGUGUUAUUUCAAGAAUUCAAUACUUGUUUUAAGAUAAUGUGAGAAGCAUCACUUUAACCUUACAAAUAAAAGAAACAACUUAUUCAAAAACCAUAGGCCUAGGGUAAACUUUCUGGAUCAUGUGUACUAUAGGUGGCCUCGGUCAACAUAUCGGCCGAUACAUCGGCCGAUUUAUCGGUCGACUAUCCACCGACUAUCCACCGACUAUCAGUCAACAGUCGACCAACUAUCAGUCAACAGUUGACCGACUAUUGGUCAAUAGUCGACCGAUAGAUCGGCCAACAGUGGACCACUAUAUCAGCCGGCAGUCGACCGAUAAAUGUGCACAUAUCGGCUGAUGCAUCGGCUGACAGUUGGUCGAUAUAUUGGUCGAUUAUCGGUCGACUAUCGGUCAACUGUCGACCGAUAGUCGGUCAAUUGCCGACCUGAUAGUCGACCGAUAUAUCGGUCGAUUGUCGGCCUAUAUGUCGACCGAGGCCACCUAUAGUACACAUGAUCCAACUUUCUUUGGUGUAAGUAUACUUUGGGGUAGUAAGGUAAAAAGGGUAAAGCUAGGACUUGAGGUAUGCAUAUUAUAAUUUGUGUAGAUUUUUAAUCCCAAAACCCUUGCAACCUUUAACAGAAGGAUUCUAUUUCACAGAUUACUAAUUUUGAUGCAAGAUAGUGAAUUAUUGGUUAUUCAUUUUUUCAGAUCAUUUUCAGCAAAGAUGUGCAAAACCAGUCUUCUAGUUUAAAUGAAGCAAAGUUUUUCAAGGUAUUGUUUGUUGCCUGAUGCAACCAUUUUUUAUAUUAUUGAAUCUUGCUAGUAUUAAAGACAUUUAGUCCAGGUAUUGUCAUUUCCGCAAUUUUGGUGAGAUGGAUAUUGUUACUUUCUUUUGUCACAAACCAGGUUCAUAUCCAACUUGAGCCAGACAGUAAUAAGAAAAAGAAGAAUCUGGAUGUGUGGACAACAGGAUCAAAGAUUUCUAAACAAGGUUUGACUCCCAAUUGUUGUACUGCUGAGAUUGUUUAUGAUGUCUCAUCAAUAGUUUGGGAAAUCUAUUUUUAACAGUGUAACUAACAGUAUCUCAUGAUGGUGUUGAUUUUCCCUGACUGCACCAUUUGAUUUGUUUAGAGAGCUUGUUUUCCUUGACCAGUCAAGUGCAAUUGUUUUUUUUUCCACACUCAAGACAGUUACCUUAAUUUUAGCCUUUUUUUAUUAGUCAUUGCUAAAACAUUGGAUUUAGGAUAUGCAGUUUAAGGGUAAUCUGUACUGUCAGUUACACAUAUUUAGCAUAAAGAGAACAGUUCAUGUCCAAUUGCGUCUGAACUUCUUACUGUUAUGAUUUCACACUUUUGAGAAAAACUGACCAAAUUCUUUAUUAUAACAGGUAGGACAUUAAGCUACUGGUGUUUCAGUCCAGGACAUGCCAUGAAAGAUCUGAUGUCUUAUGGAGUAUGGACAGUUGUGUUGACAAGUGGAACCCUUUCACCACUUGAGUCUUUCAGAGCUGAAAUGCAAAUGUAAGAGGGCUCUCUUUUCAUGAUUAAAACAAAAAGCCUAAUUCCCUAUUGCAUCUGUCAUCUUUUUAUUUUGUUGUACAGAUCAUUCCCGAUCCAACUGGAAAAUCCUCACGUUAUUGAACAGCAUCAAAUGAUGGUUGGUGUGAUAACAAAAGCACCUGAUGGAGCCACCUUAAAUUCAUCAUAUGAGACAAGGUUUGGAUACGUCUGAAAUAGAUUUGGUGGAGGGAAGUGUGUGCAUGUGAUAAAGUAACGAGUUGGUUGACUGUUGUUGGAUAAAACAUCCACUCCCCUCAAAUGAGAACUUGAUCUUCUACUGCAGCCUAUAUUAUUGUGCUUUUUUGGGACAUUUUAUUCCCCUACAAAUACAAGUAUUUUUUGUGAAGAGAUAAUGCUUAAGUUUAGGGUUUUACAUAAGAACUCAUCACAUGGACCUAGGCUUGAUGCGAAUUAACCUUUUACUAAGUAAAUUUGCGAAAUGUUUGAUUUUACUUGUAAUUUUUCUUGAAGGUUUACAACUGAGUAUAUGACUGGUCUGGGCAAUACAAUAGGUAGGUCAGUAAAAUCUUCACAGAGAGGCUGUUGUUGGCAGAUGGACUAAAUCACUGUGAUUGUAUUCUGUUAUUCAAAUGUGUACUAGUAUUUUCAGGGUCAGCAGUAAUUUAAAAUGUUUCUGUAUCUUGAAUAUACUAUUUUCAAUUUCUUUUGACCCAACUGAUUUAAUUUGCAUUUCCACAGUUAAUUUCUCCAGAACUGUACCAAAUGGUCUUUUGGUCUUUUUUCCUUCAUAUCCCGUGAUGAACAAGUGUCUGGAACACUGGCAAGUAAGUUAUGAGUUCAAUUCCAAAGCUUGUCUUAUAGAGUGAUUAAAAACAUUUUUGGAUGAAUUUAACUUAAAUCUUACAAUUACUCAGAAGACUCACUUCCAUGUUACUCUUUAACUUUUAGUAACAAUUCGGCAGUUUCACAGUUAUAAUUUUGAAGUUGAUUCUUUUAUCUUUCACAGAAUUCUGGAACAUGGUCAAGAUUAGAACAGCACAAACCUCUUUUUGCCGAACCCAAAGGAAAAGGAGAUUUUGCCGAGGUUAUUAGGAGAUCAAUUUUUCCAUAUUUUGUAUUUCAUAAACCGUUGCAAACCAAAGGCAUUCUCUUAAUUAUCUUUUUCAUCAUUAUUAUUUUACAAUUGAAUAUCUUCUUACAUUGCUUAAUGGUCACUUUUAUGUAUUUUUUAUUUAAAGACCAUGGAGAGGUUCUAUGAAAAAAUUAAUGAUCCGAGUUACAAUGCUGCAACUUUUUUCGCUGUUUGUCGUGGAAAGGUACAGUGCCAAAUGAUGUUAUUGUCCAACAGAAACUCUGCAGAUUUAUGUUAGUUACGUUGUGUACUUUUUAGCCAUUAUUUUCCAGAAUUAAAAUGCCAUGUUUCUUCCUGUUCGUUAGAUUGCUCCUGGAGCACUCUCACCUUGGCUUAUGUAGUUUCACAAACUGUUUCAGGUCAGCGAGGGACUGGACUUUGCUGACAUGAACGGCCGAGCUGUAGUAAUAACAGGUCUCCCUUUCCCGCCAAAAAUGGACGCUAAGGUACAUAGCAAGAGCCUGACUCUUAUUCGGAUAAUUGAACAAGAUGUUAAUUCUCCACAAGGAAUCGAACUUCGUUCUCCAUGUUCUUUUUACUCACACAACGCUCUGGGCAUCACUGAUAUAUGGAGGACGCUUGUGCAAGCCCACCAUCUUUUAUUGUCUAGGCUAAUUCUCAAAUUCAACACAUUGUCCAGCAAACCUGUGAUGAGAAUAUCAAGACUUGUCAUAUAGAGUUUGUUUUUUGGCCAUUUACAAUCCUUUUCCUUAGACAAAAGGAAAUUUUUAGCAGCUGGAAGGGAGAAUUAUGAAUCAGAUGUGGACAGUUCAUAGGUCAAAAGUGUAUGCUUCUUCAAAAACCAGAUUUUUCUUCGUUAUUUAACACUGAUUAAUUUAGUGUGAAUAUGAUCUUCAGGUUCGCUUAAAGAUGAAUUUCCUGGACGAAAAUCUUCGGAAAGCAAAAAGUUCGUCAUCCAAGGUAUCUAGCUAAUUCUGUUUUCUAUUUCCGCUUUUUUUGUCUCAACUUUUAAAUAUGAUGGAAUCAUUCUGAUUUUGUAUAAUCGCUAAGGGUCUAAGCGGCCGACAGUGGUAUCGUCAACAAGCUUCCAGAGCUGUCAAUCAGGCUGUGGGUCGCGUCAUACGUCACAAGCAGGAUUUUGGUGCCAUUUUAUUAUGUGACGUUCGUUUCACUUACCCGGAUGCAGUUCAACAGUUACCAAGUUGGAUGAAACAAUACGUCAAAGUAUAUAAAGACUUUGGGUCAGUUCAGAGAGAUCUUAUUCAUUUCUUCCGCACUGCUGAUAAAAUGGUAAGACUUUUUAAUGUUGAUCUUGAAAAGCAAUCAUUUACGUACAACUAAAGUCUUGUAAGUAGAGAGUUAGUCGAAAUCUGUUACGCUUCUUUUUCGUAGGCGAAACAACCGGUUACCCAACGUUAGGUUUGGUGGCUUUUUCCAAAUUUGUCUCCUAUAAGUCUGUCUAAUUCGUAUCUGCCGUUUUAUCCUGUUUUAGGUCGACAAGUCCUCAAUGAAGGUCAAAUCAUAUAAAAAUAAUUCCAGCCGGGCCGAAAAUACGUCUGCGAAAAAAAUUUCUGACGAAAACCUGUCCCAUAUAUCAAUAGAAGAAACGGACCUUCAGAAAAAUAAGAGAAAAGAAACCGUAAAAGACGUUAAAAACCUGACAGCAGGAGAGGGUAUGAAUUUGUUAAAUAGUUUCCGUAAGAUUUCAAGUGGAACAGCUAAUUUUCCCUUAGAAUCUAGAAAUCUAUAUUUCCCUUGUCUAUCUAUUACUACUGCGCUGCGAUAACGGAUCUCAUAACCCAUCCCUCAUGAUCAUUUGUUUGUCUUCUUUAAGCCCCUGUGUCGUCCCUUCGUCUUAAGUAUGUAUACAAGUCAUCUGGAGUGAAAGACAUGGCAAACACAGCAAAGCCAGCAAGUUUGAUCGAAUUCUUAACAAAUUCGGAGGUAAAACUGUUCCAUACAAAUAGUUUAUAAUGUACGUGAUUUUUUCUAAUCUAUUUUGUUACUAUCCUUGCUGAUAUGAGAAAGAGAUCGCCCCAGACUUCAGUUCGGUCUUGAAGAAUGUCGUCAUGUGUAGAUCUAAACAUUUUUUAAAUCUCAGCCGUGAUUUACCUAAGCAUGAGGAAGUGUGCUUGUUAAAUUUUGUUGUUAAUCAAUUUUAGACAGCCCCAAAAGCUGAGUUGCCUAAAGAAUCACCAGAGCAAAAGGUGAGACUUAAAUGGAGUUUUUUACUGGUUAAUGUACGUCAAAAAUGAAACUUCAAAAACCCUGCCUUGAUGAGGCAAGGUUUUUCCUCUUAGGUGGUGUCCAUCUGCUGUAAAUGAUUAUUCUUCUCUCUCAUUUUCAGGAGAGAAGCCUGUCAGAGGCAAUCAUGAAGAGAAAGGAAGUAAAUAGAACAACUAAGCCCAAGAAAGUUUUGAAGGUUAUAGCAAAGUGCAUUUAAACUGUUUUUAUUCACUAAUAUAUAAUAAUAGUUCUUAGUUACCGUAGCCUCGUUAUGUCAGUUCACUAGAGAAAAAGCAAAUGAACAUAUGGAGUAAAGAGCAAAUGAGAGAUUAUGUAAAAAUUGUUAAACUAUGUAUAGCCGCGCACUUUGUCCAUCGGGUACAUAGAUUGUUACAAAGCCUCUAGUCGCUUAAAUUUCUACUUGGCAUCAAGGUUGGUACAUACACACCAAACUAUUGAGCCAUUGUCAGAGCAAAUGUUUUAGAUCAUUUUUUUCUUUCUGGCUUGCCGAUUUUUUCCCUUUUUCUCUUUUCAGGUGGUCAAGGUUAAAGAAGAAGAAAAGCCGAGAUCGGUCAGUUGUAUUUCCCUCCUUAUAUGGUAUCCAAGGCUUCUUUCGUUUCUUGAGUGCAAUAAAUGGCGGCAAUCAGGCAGCUAUCUCCUUGACAACAACCUUUCAUUGAUUUCUCUCUCUUUGGCCCGUCUCCAUUGACUCAAAGCCUGGGGCAGACCAAGAUAUACUGAGGGACUAUGACAAUGAAAAUGAACGUUUUCUAAGAGAAUAUAAAGUGUAUAUUCUCUUGACGUUAACUGAGGCCGUUGUAACUCAACCUAUAUUUUAGGGGAGUCCACUUUGUAGGCUAUCGAACGUGCUCUGCGAAUUGAUAGCGGAACGUGCCUCGCUGCCUUUUUACUUCUCUGUACAAUAUUUUAGAGUUGGCUUCCCUUUUCAGAGUGCGGAUCAACAUACAUCAUCACUCAACAAGGCUCAGAAGCUUAAUGAAGCUAAGAUGUAUAUAAGUAAGGUAAAUUAUUAUCAAUAUUUUGAUAAUGCAUUAAUUAUGUUUACUUCUAUAUUAGGAAUCCCGAACGUUUGAAGUUUCUUCGUCCAAUCAGGAUGAGAUUUGUUCAGCCCAGCUUUUCAAAUUGAACAAGUCUCCUUUGCUGUUCAGUUAUUCCUCAGCACUUUAUUGUGACGCAAUGAUUGAGAAAACAGAGAAGAUUUUGGUUGUGCAGUAUGACUCCGUUAUUCAAAUCUUUGCUGUCGAAAGUAAUUUUAUUUAAACACUUUAUAUUUCUUUUCAAAUGUGUAAAUUAUGGGCCUGUUUUUGGGUCUGUUGUAGGUGAAACAAGCGCUCAGUGAUGGACAAUACAGAAUAUUCUCUCAAGUUUUGAGCAAGUACAAACAGGUUUGUAAUAUGCCAAGAUUUGUCUUUUUCGCUGCAUGUUGGCUUCAAAGAAGAAACAACUUGAUGUUUUCCUUUUUUUGGCUUAAGAUGGUAUUUUAUUAAACCAAUCUUUUCUUAUUCAGAGCCUCGACCUAGACUUUCUCAUCGAAGGACUUACGCCGCUGUUCACCGCAAUUGAAGCACAGUACCCGCUUAUGCUCGGUCAGUAGCCCGGUGGGCAGUUUUAAGACCGUAAUCUUGUUCUCAAGAUAUUCGCAGUUGGUAAGCUUAGAGGCUCGAUACACCGUUAUGCUGUUAUGACAAUGUCUUGUUUUGUGUUAAUGAUAGGUUUUUCAAGUUUUAUCCGGGAUCCAGCGGACAAGGUGCGAUUCUUUGAAGCGUACAGUGAUAUCACAGGCUCAGGUAAAGAGGGUAUCACGGCGUAUAGUCUGUUUAUCAAAUACCUCAUUUAGUACUCACCAUACUCGGUUUACCUAUGUAACAACAUUGGAAUAAUUCAUCUGUAACGCACACUGACUUUCUACAAUGUGUAAAAAAUUCUACAAUGUGUACAUUAGAUACAGCUAUAUAUGCCAUUUAUAUUAGAUAUAACUAUCUACUCUGUCUUCAAAAGAUACAGCUAUCUAUUCUGUCUGCAUUGGAUACAGCUAUCAACUGUGUCUACAAGAGACACAGUUCUCUUCACUGUUUACAGGAGAUACUGCUAUCUUCUCCUUACGAAUUAGGUACAUAUAUAGAGAGUAUAGAUGGCUGUGUGUGAUGUAGACAAGGGAGUUAGCUCUAUAUAAUGUAGACAUGGUAGGUAGCCUUAUCAACUGUAGUAGGUGUACACUAUUUCAUUUUACAGUUUAUAGCUAAGAGGUUGUCAUCAUCGUCUUUCCGGUUACGUGAUGUAAGACCUCAUUUUGUGUCUCCUUUUCUAGAUGUGCCUUCACAUUUUAUAGCUGGUCUUAAAGUUAAAAAGGAAAAAGAGUCGCAACCUGUAACUGACGGUAUGUUUAGCUGAGCUUUUACGAUUGAAAGGUUCAAUACAGGCUUUAUCCGCUUUGUUUAGGCAAAUAAACUUCCUCUCCUGCUUAAACGAAAAAAACACGAGCUUGUCACACUCGAAACUUAAUUCACGAGUUGUCAACGAUAUAUCAUUAUCUUGAUAUGUAAAAUUUUCUGACUUGGAAACUUCUAGACGUUUGUUUCAUUUUUAGAUUCUUGUAGAGUUGGUAAAAAGAGAAAAUCUGAGGAAAAUAAUCAGACACUUUCUCAUGAACAAAGCAGAAAAAUAACCAAAGUACAGAGCAGACCAGACAAGGUAAGGGUUCUAAUGAUGUAUUUCACGUGACUCCUGACUGCUGCCUACAUUCUCGCACGUCCUCCCCUGCUAAGUUUGCUUGAAACAAUCUUAUUAAAGGAGAUCCACAGAUACCGCUCGCGGCCAAAAACUUGAUAAACUGUAUUAUCUGUUUUAAACUCAGCGAUUAGUUAAGGUUUAGCCAAACCGCAGAACCAUCGGCGAGCUUUUGACGGCAGAGGAAAAACUUCAGGUUCAGUGAGUGAACCGUUAUUCACGAUUGCCGUCUGAGAUAUUUAAUAAAGUUUUUGCUAAUUCUGAUUUUUCUGAAGGUUUUCAAGCCUGAAUAUGCUUCAAGUCUGUCUGGGACCAGCUCGCGUCUUCUUGACAUCACCAAACAUUUGAAUGGAGGAGGCCUGUAACAAAUCUGAUUUCGACUUGUUCAUAACUGAACUUGAAGUAUCUUUUGCGAAUUGUGUCAAAACCAGAUCAUUGAAAUUGUGAAGUGAUAGCCAUAGAUAUUUUGUUAUUUUUUUAUUUAGGAAGAAAAAUAUACUCCUGUAGAAAAAUUCAUAUGUGAUCGAUGGUUAUUCCCUUUGUGUUGCUCGGCGUUCUUGCGUGAAUUCAUUAACUGAUUCGAUUAACAAAUCAUAGUUACCUAAAUUGGAUUACAGGACAUUUCUUUCAUCCACAUCACGGGUGCAACCUCUAA
Pocillopora meandrina is the source of this 13521-nucleotide messenger RNA. The record is from the annotation of a GenBank genome assembly. NCBI's taxonomy places the organism in Eukaryota, Metazoa, Cnidaria, Anthozoa, Scleractinia, Pocilloporidae.